UGCGGGAAACGGUUCAGGAGCAAGUCGGUUCUGAAGAAGCACGUACACACUCACUCGCCUUUACAUAAUUCAACCGUAGGGGAUUAUGGUUUAGAAAGACAUCAAAUGCUACACGGUGACAAAAAACUGUAUAAAAAGGCUUACAUGAUUAUACACACAGGCGAAAAGCCUUUCAGGUGUACAAACUGUGGCUACGAGAGUAGUAGAAAAUCAAAUUUACGGAGUCACCUGAUUACUCACACAGACGAGAAGCCUUUCAGGUGUACACACUGUGACCACAAGUCUAGAACCAAAUCACACUUACAGAUACACCUGAUGACUCACACAGACGAGAAACCUUUCGGGUGUACUCACUGUGCCUACAAGUGUACAAGAAAAGGAGAGUUACAGAUUCACCUGAUGACUCACACAGACGAGAAGCCUUUCAGUUGUAGUCACUGUAGCUACAAUUGUAGAAGUAAAGCAGAUCUACAGAAUCACCUGAUUAUUCACACAGACGAGAAGCCUUUCAGGUGUACACACUGUGACCACAAGUCUAGAACCAAAUCACACUUACGGAUACACCUGAUGACUCACACAGACGAGAAGCCUUUCAGUUGUAGUCACUGCAGCUACAAGUGUAAAAGAAAAAGAGAGUUACAGCAACACCUUAUUACUCACACAGACGAGAAGCCUUUCAGUUGUAGUCACUGUGCCUACAAGUGUAGAAGAAAAGGAGAGUUACAGAGUCACCUGAUGACUCACACAGACGAAAAGCCUUUCAGUUGUAGUCACUGUAGCUACAAGUGUAGAAGAAAAGGAGAGUUACAGAUUCACCUGAUGACUCACACAGACGAUAAGCCUUUCAUUUGUAGUCACUGUAGCUACAAGUGUAGAAGAAAAGGAGAGUUACAGAUUCACCUGAUGACUCACACAGACGAUAAGCCUUUCAGUUGUAGUCACUGUAGCUACAAGUGUAGAAGAAAAGCAGAUCUACAGAAUCACCUCAUUACUCACACAGACGAGAAGCCUUUCAGUUGUAGUCACUGCAGCUACAAGUGUAAAAGAAAAAGAGAGUUACAGCAACACCUGAUUACUCACACAGACGAGAAGCCUUUCAGGUGUACACACUGUGACCACAAGUCUAGAACCAAAUCACACUUACAGAUACACCUGAUGACUCACACAGACGAGAAACCUUUCGGGUGUACUCACUGUGCCUACAAGUGUAGAAGAAAAGGAGAGUUACAGAUUCACCUGAUGACUCACACAGACGAGAAGCCUUUCAGUUGUAGUCACUGUAGCUACAAGUGUAGAAGUAAAGCAGAUCUACAGAGUCACCUGAUUAUUCACACAGACGAGAAGCCUUUCAGGUGUACACACUGUGACCACAAGUCUAGAACCAAAUCACACUUACGGAUACACCUGAUGACUCACACAGACGAGAAGCCUUUCAGUUGUAGUCACUGUAGCUACAAGUGUAGAAAUAAAGCAGAUCUACGGAAACACCUGAUUACUCACACAGACGAGAAGCCUUUCAGUUGUAGUCACUGCAGCUACAAGUGUAGAAGAAAAGGAGAGUUACAGCAACACCUGAUUACUCACACAGACGAGAAGCCUUUCAGUUGUAGUCACUGCAUCUACAAGUGUAGAAGUAAAGCACAUCUACAGAGACACCUGAUUACUCACACAGACGAGAAGCCUUUCAGUUGUAGUCACUGCAGCUACAAGUGUAAAAGAAAAUCAGAUCUACGGACUCACCUGAAGAGAAGCCUUUCACAUGUAAUGUAGCCACUGUAGAUACAAGUGUAGAAGGAAAUUUGGCGGACUCGCCUGUUGACUCACUCUGGUGAAAAACCUUCAAGUGUAAGCACUGUGACCACAGGAGCCGUCGUAAAUUCUAUUCGUCGUGUUCCUAUUUCCUAUUCAUCAUCAUCUCAGCCCUCGGAGUAAAUAUCUAUGGAGUAGAGACACGCAUUAAUUUCUAUCUGAAAAAUUCUGUCGUUUUUCGCGCGGGGGACGAGGUAACGCACACAAAUAAUGUUAACACUAAUGCAUUUUUAGCAUGCGUCGCUACACACGCACACGACAAAAUUAUCAAACACUAGCAAAAACUAUAUUCACACAAGUACAAGAACAAACACAGACAACCCGGUCCGUGAACGAGAUGACGUCAGUUCUAAGUAAACCUAGAUAGUGCGAGGGACACGCCGAUAAUAUUGUCGAUAAAAUUGACAAUGAAUUUUAAUUUCUGCUUUUAUCAAUUAUAAUAAUAAUACAAUAUGCUGAUAGACCGAUCGCAGCGCCGGACUGUGCUCGUCGACGUCACCAUCCCCCAUGAUGAGAAUCUUGUGAAGGCCGAGAAGGACAAGUCCAGCAAGUACCUUAGCUCAUGAGAUUACAGCCAUGUGGGAUGUUGACUCGACGAUCAUUGUUCCGAUAGUCGUGUCAGCGAACGGUCUCAUAGCGAAGAGUCUCGACCAACACCUAGAGAGACUCUCGCUGGGUGGUUGGAUCAAGGGUCAGAUGCAGAAGGCGGUAAUUUUGGACACUGCGCGUAUAGUACGUCGGUUCCUCACUCUGCGGCCCUGACCACCGGCAGCUUGGGCCCUGCCCCGCUGCCGGCGGCACCCUAGGUUAGGUUUUUUAUAAUGUGUUUAUAUGUAUUUUUUAUUGUUUCGUAAGUGUUUUUAUAUUCAUAUUA
Cydia fagiglandana is the source of this 2683-nucleotide messenger RNA. RefSeq names its product gastrula zinc finger protein XlCGF57.1-like. The transcript has a single exon. The record is from RefSeq and is a predicted model, not a curated record. NCBI's taxonomy places the organism in Eukaryota, Metazoa, Arthropoda, Insecta, Lepidoptera, Tortricidae. The coding region runs from base 106 to 1770 and encodes 554 amino acids.